UCGGCAGAUCUGGGUAGAUCCGAAGCACACGCCUUUCCAGCGGAUAUUGUUCCGUAAUCCUGAUGGGGACAUCCGAGAGUUCGAGUUGAAAACGGUCACCUUUGGAGUCAAUUGCGCUCCGUACCUGGCCAUUCGCGUGCUUCAACAACUGGCAACUGACGUACAACACAGCCAUCCUAAAGCGAGUGAUGUCAUUCGUUAUUUUAUGUAUGUAGAUGAUAUCCUAGCUGGCGCCGACUCUAAAGAAGACGCUCGGCUCUCGAUUCAAGAGCUACAAAGUGCCCUCAACUCCGCUGGGUUUCCAUUGAGAAAAUGGACGUCCAAUCAUAAGGAUAUUUUGGCUCACAUUCCGAGUGACCAUCUCCUGCGCUCCGAUUUUCUGGAGAUCGAUGCCGAAAGCACGGCAAAAACGCUCGGUGUCCGUUGGAAAGCCACAUCUGAUGAAUAUUUCUUUGUUCCGCCCGAAUUAUCCGAUGAAUCGUCCCUUACAAAACGCCAGGUUCUGUCACAAAUUGCCAAAUUGUUUGACCCUGCAGGGUGGCUCGCGCCCUUCGUAGUGCGUGCGAAAAUCUUCAUGCAGGAGAUUUGGCUGCAGGACCUGGGGUGGGACGACGAACUUCCAAGUGAUCUGUGUCUGAGAUGGCAGAGCUUUCUACAAAGCUAUUCUGCCUUAAAUCGAAUCCGCAUUCCAAGGUGGGUCUCCUUCCGACCAGAAUUCAGAGUCGAGCAUCACGGUUUUUGUGACGCGUCUCAAACGGCAUACGGUGCUGCGAUCUAUGUACGAGUGGAAGUGGGGCAUACGACUAUGGUGCACCUUCUCACUGCAAAGACGCGAGUUGCGCCGGUAAAAACGGUAUCGCUUCCCAGAUUAGAGCUUUGCGGGGCCUUGUUACUGGCUGAAAUGGCAGCAAGUGUUCUUCCGAGUAUGCCAAUACUCAAAUCCGAACUCUUCUGCUGGACAGACUCCACCAUUGUGCUCGCAUGGUUAAACAAGCCAGCUUGCCAGUGGACUACUUUUGUUGCCAAUAGGGUGACCAAGAUUACCCAGUCUACAAAGGCCGAGAAGUGGUCGCAUGUUCAAUCCGAACACAAUCCCGCAGACCUGGCCAGUAGAGGGGUAGCACUUCAGGAAUUGGUCGACAAUCCUCUUUGGUGGCAUGGUCCCGCAUGGUUGCAAAAGCCACGCAGCCAAUGGCCAAGUCAGGGCGACAAUUCCCCAGCGACCGAGCUAGAGAAACGUCCCCUUAAGUCCCACGUCGCAACUAUUCCGUCUGAAGAUUUCCUUGACCGUUUUUCCAAGUUCGACAAAGCACUGCGGGGUCUCGCUUAUGUCAAUCGUUUCAUCCAGCGAUGCAAAAAACAAGCAACACCCUCUGAUAAGCACCUGCUAGCGGCGGAAAUUUCCGCCGCGGAACGACUACUUAUUCUGAAUACUCAGCGCAGAGACUUCUCCCAUGAUUAUCACUGCUUAAGUGAAAAGCGCUCUGUGCCUUCUUCAAGUUCUAUCCUGAGCAUGAACCCGUUCAUAGAUCAACAUGGUCUGAUAAGAGCGUUCGGUCGCGUGACGGCCUCCGACAGCCUUCAAUAUGAUGAACGGCAUCCAGUUAUCCUUCCAUAUAGCUGCCCACUUUCUCGCCUACUUGUCCAGUUCACUCAUCGCAUAACCCUCCAUGGCGGCAACCAGUUAAUGGUACGCCUCAUUCGGUCAAGAUACUGGAUACCAAAACUAAAGAACUUAAAGUCAAAGGGGACACCAGGUCUAUGA
Molecule: messenger RNA, 1765 nt
Organism: Drosophila gunungcola (fruit fly)
Lineage: Eukaryota; Metazoa; Arthropoda; Insecta; Diptera; Drosophilidae
Exons: 2
Coding region: 206-1765 (519 amino acids)
Source: RefSeq, a predicted model, not a curated record